Pieris macdunnoughi is the source of this 1947-nucleotide messenger RNA. The record is from the annotation of a GenBank genome assembly. Lineage: Eukaryota; Metazoa; Arthropoda; Insecta; Lepidoptera; Pieridae.
AUGGCUAACUUUAAAUUAGCAUUAAUAGUUUUAGUAGUAAGUGUUAGUGUAAUUGCACAGGACAAUGUUAGUGAAACAGAAAGAACUGCUAAUGAAGAAGUCAUUGAAGAGGCCCCAACGGGUGACGUAGAAGAUAAAUCAGAAAGCCCAGUAGAUGAUGCAGUGGAGAUAGUAGCGGAAUCUUUACAAGAAAAAAGCGGCAAAUAUCAAGUAUUAGAAGAUGAGUUGAUUGGAGAUGUACCUAAUAAUUUGGAGGCUGUUGAUUUGAGUGAUAUUCAGAUUGAGAGGCAGAUGCUAAUACCCUCAACAACCUCUCAAACUAAUACUGAGUAUGCUCACAUUGAUGGCAGAGUGCUUCCCUCAACAAGUUACCAGAACAAUGGUCAGCCCUACGUCAUCACGCCUCAGCGGCUGCAGCAAAUACGUAGUAACUUCAUGUACUGGUUCUACGACCAGGGGGGCAACGAGAACAUUGGAGAUUACCAACGCGACAUUCACACGUCUACGCCGCAAAUUCACAAGAACUUCAACUUCCAACUUCCCUUCUUUGGCUUCAGAUUUAAUUAUACAAGGUUAUCCAUGAACGGUUACAUCUACUUCAGUGACCCGCCAGACCACUACACCUAUCCACUCUCCUUCCCAGUAAGAGAUUGGCCUACCGUCAACGACCCCUCGUUCAUUGGUAUCUUCUUCAGCAAAUGCCGUAUUGGAAGUCAGCGACCAGAGGACCCUGAUCAGCGGAGACCUGGGGUUUACUUCAGAAUGGAUAGAGAUUUACAGACAAGGACUGAUCAACUUGGAAUAGAAAUGCGAGAACGAGUGACCUGGGACAUCCGCGAAGGUGUCAUUGGUUCUGAGACAUUUUUCCCGAAACACGCAAUCACUAUCACUUGGAAAAACAUGUCCUUCGCUGGGGGAAUAGAUAACUCUCUCUUUAUGACAAACACUUUCCAAAUGAUCUUAGCGACUGAUGAAGUUUUUACAUAUGCUAUAUUUAACUAUCUUGAAAUUAACUGGAGCUCUCACACUGAAGCUGGUGGUGAUACUACCACUGGAGAAGGUGGUGUACCGGCAUACAUUGGUUUCAACGCUGGUAACGGUACACGUAGUUAUGAAUACAAGCCCUAUUCUCAGGCAUCAGUGCUUAGAGAUCUGACAGGAAGAGGAUGGGCGAAUGGCUUUCCAGGUCGACAUAUAUUUAGGAUCGACGAAAACAUAUUAAUGGGAACUUGUAAUAAGGAUAUCGAUGGUGCUAAUCUGCCUUUAAUGUUUGCCCCGGAGUCCGGUAACAUGCUGGGCGGUACAAUCGUCAACAUAACAGGCCCUUGUUUCAAUCCAAACGAUCAAAUCACUUGCAGAUUCGACACAGAAUCCGUUCGCGGUGCUGUGGUCGAUGUGAAUAGAGCGAUUUGUGUUCAGCCAAUGUUUUACCACAAUGGUUAUGCAAGAUUCGAAAUAUCGAUAAACAACGAACCCUUCAAAUGGAAAGGAAAGUUCUUCGUUGAAACACCUGCAACAGCUCAAGAGAAAAUCUUCUUCACGGACAAUGCCGUGCACGAGAGGUAUCCUCCAGAAAUCCGCAUAACCUGGGAUCGAUUUAACUUAACAACCAAUCUGAACGUUCAGCUGCAAAUAGGGUUGUGGGGAUAUAAGGAAGUCACUAUCAGACCUCAAUUGGAAUUCAUAGACAUGAUAGAAGUAGGGGUGGCUAAUACAGGAGAAUACGUAAUCAACCCCCAAAACUUCAGGAAUAGAGAUAAUCUUAUUCACAAUGAUAUGCAGUUUGGAUUCUUACAAAUCAAUUUGACGACUCCGGAACUUUAUAAAGGAGUUUCUAUUUCACCAGUACUAUGGAGUAGACCAAUACCACUCGGUUGGUACUUUGCUCCCAAUGGGAAAGGCUGUACGGUCAACGAUGGGCGAACUCUUUAUGUAAUAACUGGCUGA